UCUCGUUUCUGCUUUAACUCGAGCACCCAAACACGAUAACAAGAUUCUAGUUCAACGCUGAAAUCUGUUCUUCUUUACUGGAUUUCACGAUGCCUGUUCAAGAAUUGAAUUCUGUACGGUCCAACAUAGGACUGAGUACUGCAAUAUGUGCUGUGUGUCAUGAAGGAUUUGGUGUCGAUGAACGAAUGGUGAACUCAAAUGGUCAAAUACUUCAUGAACGUUGCUUCGUAUGUGUUCAGUGCUUUCAGCCAUUCCCUGAUGGACUGUUUUAUGAGUAUGAUGGCCGACGGUUUUGUGAGCAUGACUUUCAAACACUUUUUGCUCCAUGCUGUAAGCAAUGCAGAAAGUUUAUCAUUGGUCGUGUGAUUAAAGCUAUGCAAGCAAACUGGCAUCCUGACUGCUUUCUUUGUGAAAUUUGUGGAGAUGGUCUUGCAGAUGCUGGUUUUGUAAAAAAUGCAGGCAGAGCAUUAUGCAAGAAGUGCAAUGCUGAUGAAAAGACAAAAAAAACUGGCCGUUAUGUAUGCAGGAAAUGCCAUACAUAUAUCCCUGAAGGAGAGCACAUCAUGUACAUGGGAGAACCUGUUCAUCCAUGGCAUUACAACUGCUUCUGUUGUGGAAAAGAGCUUGACCAUCUUUGUCGCAAGAAGGACACAGAACUCUACUGUCUCAGGUGUCAUGACAUGAUGGGAACACCAAUUUGUGGUGCUUGUCGGCGUCCAGUUGAGGAUCGUGUUGUUCAUGCAUUAGGGAAAGCUUGGCAUGUUGAGCACUUUGUUUGUGCCAAGUGUGAGAAGCCCUUUUAUGGMCAUCGAUACUAUGAACGCAAAGGACUGGCCUAUUGUGAAACACAUUAUAACGAGUUAUAUGGUGACAUAUGCUUUGAAUGUAACAAGGCAAUUACUGGUGACGUUGUAAAUGCAUUGAACAAGUGUUGGUGUGUUCAUCAUUUUACAUGUAUUGGAUGUAGCAUUUCUCUUACCCUCAAGAGUAAGUUUCACGAGUUUGACAUGCAACCUCUCUGUAAGAAGUGCUACGAAAAGAUGCCUCUUGAAUUGAAGAAAAGACUAAAGAAAGCUGAAAUGGCYAGCCCAGCAAAAAGAGCUUGAUGAAUCAGAAAAUGCCAGUUGCAAAAUUCAUCUUGAAUAUCAAUAUUUUUGUAGAAAAUGAUUUUUAAUAAUAACAAUAUUGCAAUAUAUAAAAUAUAUAUACUCUUUAACCUGUGUGUUUGUGUAUUUCUUCUAGCUGUUAAUAAAGUUGUAAUUAACGUGCAAAUUU
This is a messenger RNA of Exaiptasia diaphana, 1275 nucleotides long. Its product is annotated as LIM and senescent cell antigen-like-containing domain protein 1. Gene Ontology annotation, biological process: cell-cell junction organization; positive regulation of integrin-mediated signaling pathway; positive regulation of substrate adhesion-dependent cell spreading. The coding region runs from base 90 to 1106 and encodes 338 amino acids. Lineage: Eukaryota; Metazoa; Cnidaria; Anthozoa; Actiniaria; Aiptasiidae. Gene Ontology annotation, cellular component: cytoplasm; cell-cell junction; focal adhesion. The record is from RefSeq and is a predicted model, not a curated record. The transcript is spliced from 13 exons.